AUGUCGAAUCCACACAAUAUCAACGUGAACAGUAGUAAAGAAGAGGAGAUGCAUACCGUCUUUGAUACACUGAUCCCGUCCCUUGAAGCGCUGUCUGACGGCUUCAAAGAUAUGCACAAGCAGUUUGACAAGCUCAAAAAGGUCAAUGACAAUCUAGUGGAAUUCAAUGAUUCUUUCGGUGCCUUUCUGUUUGGAUUAGCAGCGAACGAUACAACAAUAAAGUGGCGUUCGCCGAUUACCGAGAGCGAAAUUGCAAAGCACAAGAAACACUUAAAUCAGUUACAAACACACGAAGCGACAAAGGCGGUUCAGAUUGUCAAGCAGCCCCCUCAUACAGCCACAGCAGCCUCCUCCUCAUCAACAGCAGUAGCAACAGCAUCCUCAUCAUCAGCAGCAAAAGCGAAAUCUGCGCCGAGGCCCCUUCUCAAAAGACCCAUAACCGAGAAAUCACCUGAAAAUGCCCGCAAAAAGCAAAAGACUAUACCAGAGAUACCAAAGCAGCUCGUCUCAAAUCGUCGCUUCGAACCCAAGGUAAAUGUCACCAGUAUCAUCAAUCGAUUGCCCAUAAAAUACCAGGACAGAGGAGCGCCACACGACCAUAUGACAAGCGUAUUGAAGAUCCUAGGAUUGCACCCGGAAGGAUUAACUGCUAGAAAAUUAUCAUCAGAGACACGGUUAGCGCAACGAUUCAUUACAGAUUGUGUCAACACAUUGGUCUUUCGAAAGGAGGUGAUCAAGGUCCAGGAAGAGGGCCAAUAUGCAAGGUAUCUUUUUGAUCCAGCUCGAUUCCCCAGUGUACCCAAAUAA
Mucor velutinosus is the source of this 807-nucleotide messenger RNA. It is a transcript of the gene RPD3, whose product is annotated as histone deacetylase. Gene Ontology annotation, biological process: attachment of spindle microtubules to kinetochore. Gene Ontology annotation, cellular component: mitotic spindle; DASH complex. Bases 1 to 807 code for a protein of 268 amino acids. NCBI's taxonomy places the organism in Eukaryota, Fungi, Mucoromycota, Mucoromycetes, Mucorales, Mucoraceae. The record is from RefSeq and is a predicted model, not a curated record. The transcript is spliced from 6 exons.